AUGCGUAACUAUAACGAAGCAUUGAAAUAUUACCAGACCAUACUUGAUAUUAAAUUGAAAUACCAACCGGUAAAUGAUCCUGAUAUUGCUUCAACUUAUGAAAACAUGGCCGGUGUAUACCACAGUCAGAAGCAACACGAUAAAAUGUUUGAAAUGUAUGAUAAAGCUAUAGAAAUUCUAAAAUUAGUUUUACCAUCGUCAUAUCCAAAUAUUGAAAAAGCAGAAUAUGACAGAGAUGUUUUACAAGAUUAUGUUAAAUAUAUCCCAACAUUGUACGAUGUAUCAGCCGCUUUACCGGACGACUUCACCGGUGUCUCAUCUGGAGCCGAUCCACAAUUAGAUUCAUCUCCAAAUAAAUUGCCCGAUGAAUCGGGUUAA
Didymodactylos carnosus is the source of this 378-nucleotide messenger RNA. NCBI's taxonomy places the organism in Eukaryota, Metazoa, Rotifera, Eurotatoria, Philodinida, Philodinidae. The record is from the annotation of a GenBank genome assembly.